GUGCUUGGGUCGAACUUGAGCACGUCGGCGCUGAAUAUGUCCAUCGAGUCUACGGCUCAAAAGUAUCGCUGGCAGCAGGCCCUUGAUCUCUUCGAGACAGCGCGAUCGCUGCGGAAGAUGGACAUCGUGACCCUCAACAUUUGCCUGACGGCCGCUGUUCGCGCAGAGCGCUGGCAGCAGGCGCUGGCGCUGCUCGCAGAGGCGCCACGCUGGGGACUUCAGCUGACGAGUGCCUCUCUGGGCGCUGGUCUGGAUGCCGCGCAGCGUGGCUCUGCCUGGCAGCUGGCAUUGUGGCUGAGGGCGCAGAACCUGGGUGGGGCCGCGAAUGCUGUGGCCGUCAAUGCGGCCGUGGGAGCAGCUGCCGGCGCUUCGCGCUGGGAGAUUGCGUUGGAGUUGCUGCAAGAUCAUCACCUUCUCAACGCUC
Messenger RNA from Symbiodinium pilosum, 424 nucleotides. The record is from the annotation of a GenBank genome assembly. Lineage: Eukaryota; Dinophyceae; Suessiales; Symbiodiniaceae.